UCCUCUUUUUGUCAGCCAGACCACAGGCUUCUUUUUCUUUUGUUUACAGGCAUACUGUGUGUGUCCCUUUUUGCCAGUGUCGACACACCAGGUCCUUACACCAGCAUUCUGAUGCCUGGUGACCUGGCUUAUCACAGCGGUAACAUUCCUGACUCUGCACAGUUUUGUGGGUAGGUUCUUGUGACACUUUUUGCACCCUAGGGGAUGCACCGAUGUAUUGCGCCUCCCUUGUAGCCAGUUCCAUGGAGACAGCGAUAUCAACAGCCUUCUGUAGUGGUUGGAUUGGCCUCUUGCCUACUACCAUGGCUUACUCUGGAGCUUCAACAAUUGAGAUGCCAGCCCUGGGCCGCCCUCUCCGACUGGGGAUGCUGUACGACUGCCGCAGCGACACUCUCAUACCAGGUAUUAUCACUUUAUGGGGCAUUGAUGCUCUUAAGAAAGAUGUGGAGACAAUGCCAAAGCACAAUACUGAAUUCCAGAUCAUUGUGUCUGAUUCCACUGAAGAUAAGGCCUCAGCCCUCAGUCUGUCUGGAUCCCUGAAGGCCAGUCUCCUGGGGGGGAUGGUGGCAGUAGGUGGAUCUGCAGCAUUUUUAAAUGAUACCAAGAAAUCAAAAAAUCAGGCUCGAGUUGCUCUCCACUACUCAGUGACAAGCAGGUUUGAGCACCUGACUAUGAGCCAGUUGGGUACCGAGAACGUCUCUUAUUCUGCUGUGUUUGACCAAGGCACGGCCACCCAUGUGGUCACGGCUGUGCUGUACGGGGCACAGGCUUUCUUUGUGUUUGAUUGGGAAGUUUCUUCAUCAGAGAGUAUGCGAGAGAUAGAGGGGGAAAUGAAACUGAUGAUAGAAAAGAUCCCAAAGGUUUCUGGCGGAGCAGAGGUGUCUGGGGAAAAGGGGAACAAGGCAGAAGAAAAAGCUGAAAAUUUCAGUUGCAAAUUUUAUGGAGAUUUUGCUCUGGAGAACAAUCCGGUUACUUACCAAGAUGCCAUGGGAGUUUACUCCACUCUCCCUAAGCGGCUUGGAGUCUCUGGUGAAAACGCUGUACCAGUGCGAGUCUGGCUGUACCCACUGAGCAAGCUGGAUUCCAGAGCUGCUCAGCUAGUGCAUGAGAUCAGCUCGGUGCUGGUUUAUGAUGCUCAAAGUGCCAUGGAGCACCUGACCGAGUGUGACGUCUGAUGCAACGACAUGGUGAAGGACAGAACGGCUACAACCUUCCCUGAGAUCCAGAAGAAACUCCAGCAAUUCAGAGAUCUGUGUAAACAACACAGACAGACCUUCCAAAAAGAGCUAGCUAGAACCCUGCCCUCUAUCCGUGGAGGCGGAGCAGAGGAGGGGGCCCUGGUGGAGAUUUUAAUCAACAAGGAGCAAUCGCCAUAUAGUACCCAGAGACUCAAUGAAUUUCUAGAUAAGAAACAGGAAGAAAUGGAUUUUGUCAAUUCCUACCUGGCUGAGCUAGAGGAGGUCGAAGUCGUAUCCUCCACGAGUGAGCUACAACGUAUAGUUCUCAGCGACAGGCAUAAUUGUGUUGUCUGUCUGGCACUCACUUCAUUGCACAAUGAGGAAUCCUAUUUAUCAGAAUUGAACCUUUGGCUCCGGAGACAAUUUAUGAAGAACAUUCAUGUUCCAGCAUUAGCCAGUUCUGCCUGUGAGACACCAAAAUCCAAACAGUGGUUUGAGGACGAAGAGAUAAGAAGAAAAGCACGACAAGCCGUAAAGUCCUUCUCUGACUUUGCUCGUGUCAAUAAAUCUAAUGGGAAAACUCGGUUCAUUGUGGCCUCUGUUCCAGACAAGGACAAUCCAGGAGCUUCCAUUUACCUGUAUGAGUUGGUCAGUACCAACUUUGAGUUUCCAUCAAAACCUUUCCCUUUACUGUGUGAUGGCAUCAGACAUGACUGUGUGCAGCUCACGUUUAACCCAGCAGCCUAUGGCAGGGCUGCGAUAUCCGGCUAUCGUGCAGAGUACAGAAUUGUAGGGCAGGAGAACUGGACGGCUGUGACUGUAAAUAACACACAAGAGACAUUCGCAGUAACAGGGCUACGUGCAAACACCGAGUACCAGUUCCGAUACGCUGCAGUGAGCAAACCAGGGCUCAGUGAGAGCAGCGACAUGAGUGAUCCUGUGAAGACUCCUCCCCCGACCAGCCCUCCUGAGAAGCCUGAGAUGGAGUCAAUAUAA
This is a messenger RNA of Gopherus flavomarginatus (Mexican gopher tortoise), 2174 nucleotides long. RefSeq names its product stonustoxin subunit alpha-like. Lineage: Eukaryota; Metazoa; Chordata; Testudines; Testudinidae. The record is from RefSeq and is a predicted model, not a curated record. Gene Ontology annotation, molecular function: protein binding.